GCUCGGUGCUAGACGAUAGUGUGUCUUGUGCGUUUUCAGGAGUUUCAUAACAGGUCGAUGACGUUGGACAAGAGGGCGGUGGGCGUGGCUGUAGUGGUGGUGGUGUUGGCGGUGGUGGCUCUUGCUGCUGCUGAGAUGACCGAGACGUGGUUCGAGUAUCGUGCCCGUACUAAACGAGAACUCAAGAACAAGGCUCGAACUUCCCUCGACACUAACAUGGAGCUGGGUGAGCUACACUCCCGACAGAAGCGGACGAUCGCCUUCCCGACGGGCUCCACCUUCACCAUCACCCCUGUCCUGUGUAUCCCUGUCGUCUCUGUCGGUGACCUCUCUGGGUUCUUGGAUAUUGAGUUGCCCUUCACCAUCAAGCUGCCCAACGCCACGCAGAUCAGUUACGGCAGGAUGGACGACGACAGACUCGGUAUUUACAGCGUCCUCGUCGACACCAUCUCCAGGUUCGGGGUGGACGGCAAGUCGUGUCUGCUGAGGGCUGUGUGUGAAGUGGCCGAGUCACCACUAAGGGACGACGGCCUCCUGGGAGAGAUUCUCAACAUAAUCCUAACCGCCUCAUACGGGUCCACGUCGAACGAGCUGUACGACUAUGUGAACGCGGAGUACUACGGACGAGCGUACGGUAACUGUUGGUCAGCUUACCCGCAGUGUCCCAUGUCCUUGUUCAAGAUAUUCGACGGCUACAACGAUUUAUAACAUCUCCUUGGGGUAGAGAACCUGCCGCGCGCCCUACUACUGCUUUUUCAGCGGCGACUCCCCACUCCAAGAUGAUAAUUAUGGUUCCCCCCGAGCUUCUAGUUGUUACUGUCCCUGUUACUUCUAGCUGCAGCACCUAGUCACUCUCUGCUCUACACAAGUCAUUUCACGGUCGCUUCAAGUCAAUCUUGCUUUUCUCAGUAUAACCCAAUAAUCAGUGCUCUUACUUACGCCUCAUUACCUCUUCAGACUAUUACCAGAAUUACAGUCUUCUCUUUACUCGUCUAGUCGCCUCUAGUUUCCAGCAGCUGCACUGUUCAACUACCGGGUAGUCGAACCUGUUUUGUGAGACAGCUAAUAAUUUUCCAGAAUUGCAUGUGGGUUAUUUGAGACAAAUAUAACCGGAGCUAUUCACACCAGCUCUGUGUAAGAAAAUCUUCAUGUUUUGUUCUGUGUAAUGUUGUUUCUUCCCCAACUCCUGUCAUCUGUUACUUCAGAUAACUAUUCUUUACGAAACUAAUAAUAGGAAAACAGAUGUACUUCUAUGCAUACUGUCAUAAAAAUGAAAUUCAAUGAUGAUUUUCAACUUCUUGUAGCAAACCCCUUCAGGAAGUUUUUGUUCUUCCAUAUUCUAAUGUAGUUUAUAAGAACAGGAGUUACAGUAUACGACACGCAGAGGAGAGCGACCUGUACAGUUGCUGGAGGGAGCGGGGAUUAAUACAGGGGCAGAAACACUGGGAACUUCUUUGCCUGGGUGAAUACCGUCAUCAUUUUAGUCAUUGAACACUCCACUGCCUCCCAAACUUUUACUCCACAAUAGGAUUUGUUUCUACAUCUCAACUGGCGUUACAUCCUGUAAAUAUGAUUUCCAUUAUCUUAAAACAAUAAUUCCUAGUUAACGUCUUUCGACUUAGUUACUGUAGUCUUACGGUAGGCCUAUAGAUAAAAGAUUUAAAUCCACCUGAGAAAACGUUUGGUGCAGAUAGUCACACCUGAGAGGAAUAGAAUAGUUUUCCCUUCGCUCAUAGUGAACCUUCAUUUUCAUUCGAGUCCUCAUUUUCUUCCAGCUUAGAACACACACACACACACACACACACUAUACUGUACAUCUUGAUAAGAACAUCCCAAGCCUACGAUAUUUUUGUUCUUAUAUAAAAGACUCAUUUAUUUUCUCUCUCUAUCACACGUAUCAGUGGAGUGGUUAACUGAUGGGUGGGUUAUUUAUUUGUAUUUAUUAAUUAAUUUAUUGUUACCUAAUUUAGCAUGUAGUAGUGGGCAUCCUGAAUACCAAAGCUCGACCAAAGACUCGCGCACCCCUCGACUCGUGACCAUAGUUAAUAUAAUAGGAUAUUUUUUUCUUGGUCGACCAUUAUCCACUUCCUAUAGAGUCUAGGACUUAGACUCAGCACCGAAGCCUGGACGAGGAGCUUCAGGCGAGACUGUGGACAACUGGCCAGUAUUAGACGAAGCAAAGCAAAUUUGGUUUUGAAUUUG
Messenger RNA from Homarus americanus (American lobster), 2202 nucleotides. RefSeq lists its product as uncharacterized. Bases 58 to 708 code for a protein of 216 amino acids. The record is from RefSeq and is a predicted model, not a curated record. NCBI's taxonomy places the organism in Eukaryota, Metazoa, Arthropoda, Malacostraca, Decapoda, Nephropidae. The transcript has 6 exons.